GGUUGCUAAGGGCAUGCUGAAGAAUGGGUUGUAUGAAAUGCUGUUGAAUGAGAAGGGCAUGACAGCUGAGAAGGUUACCUACCAGCAGCCGACGGAGGAAGGGGUGCUGGCAAGGGAGGAGCUGCGGGCGAGCUUGAAAAGUGUACCUGUAGAGGAGCUGCGGAAGGAAGCGGUAUCGAUGGUGGCAGCAGCGGCUAAGGUAGACAUGGAGACCCUGCAUAGGAGUUUUCUGGACUGGAUGGUGGAAGCAGAAAGGCAGAGUGGGAAGCAGCUGAAGGUGCUGAGAACUGACAAUGGUGGGGAGUUUGUCAAUGAGGAGUUCAACAGCUACCUGCAUGUGAUAUUCUAUGAGAAUGUCACCUACUUGAAGUGGAAAGGGGUGAGUUCGGAGAUUGCAACGGCAGGGGAAGCAGCUAACCUAGAGAAGGUGGAAGGGCUGCUGGAGGAGACAUCGAUUGAAGGGAUUGGAGAUGAAGUAGAGGAGAUUGGAGAAGAAGCAGCACAUACUUGGGUCAUAGCAGCAAGGAACUACUUUCUAGUGCAGCUGGACAUCAAGAACGCUUUUCUGCAUGGGCAUCAGGAUGAGGGUUUACUAUUUGAAGGAGGAGAGGAGACAUUGGAACUGGUGGGGUAUGCUGAUGCCUCACAUGCAUCAUGCAAGGAAACCAGGAGAGGGGCAUAUGGAUAUGUGGAGCAGUUAGAGAAGCAGCAGUUCAAGUUCGAGUUUGUGCGCACUGAGGAGCAGGCAGCUGAUUUCUUGACCAAGGUGCUGCCAAGGGCCAACUUUGAGAACUGUAAGGAGAAGGUCGGGAUACGUACCUUGAAGGACAUGCAGAGGAUUGUGAAGGUGACUUAGAGGGUGUGGUUGGCAGAACCACAGGGGAGGUUGUUGGAGUGGUUCCGCCACCCACAACGGACUACUCGCGA
This is a messenger RNA of Closterium sp. NIES-67, 927 nucleotides long. The record is from the annotation of a GenBank genome assembly. NCBI's taxonomy places the organism in Eukaryota, Viridiplantae, Streptophyta, Zygnematophyceae, Desmidiales, Closteriaceae.